UCAAGACUUGUCAGAACUAUUUACCAUCUCAGAACAAUUUGUUCACUUCACUCAGAAAUUAGAAGUGUGUUUUGGCUAAUAAUCCUAAAUUUAUUUUGUAGUAGUCAUUUUUCUUAAUGGAAGUGUUUUCCAGAUGUUGCCUAAGUCUAGCUGUCUGGGCCCUCUUCCAACAAAUGAGGAAAGUUUGAUUUCAUAGGUUGUCACUGUUGAUUCUGUCUAACCUUUGGACUAAUUGGUUCAUCCCAAUAUAUUUGCACUGAUAUAUAAGGCUUCCAGGACACUGGAAAAACUCAUUAUUGCUUUUACGGUGAGGGCUCAGUACCUGGAAACAGCCAUGGAGUGGAAAAUACUUCCCACAUACUUGCUGCUACUUUCUGUUUUCUUGAUUCAGCAAGUUUCUUCUCAAGAUUUACCAAGCUGUGCAGGGAGAUGUGGGGAAGGGUAUUCUAGAGAUGCCACCUGCAACUGUGAUUAUAACUGUCAACACUACAUGGAGUGCUGCCCUGAUUUCAAGAAAGCCUGCACCAUAGAGCUUUCCUGUAAAGGCCGCUGCUUCGAGUCCUUUGCAAGAGGGAGGGCAUGUGACUGUGACUCAGAUUGUAAGAAGUAUGGCAAGUGCUGUCCUGAUUAUGAGAAUUUUUGUGGAAAAGUGCAUAAUCCCACAUCACCACCAUCUUCAAAGACUGCACCUCCACCUCCAGGAGCAUCUCAAACCAUCAAAUCAACAACCAAACGUUCACCCAAAGCACCAAACAAGAAGAUGACUAAGAAAGUGAUAGAAUCAGAGGAAAUAACAGAAGAACAUUCUGUUUCUGAAAAUCAAGAGUCUUCUUCCUCUUCCUCUUCCUCUUCAACUAUUCGGAAAAUCAAGUCUUCCAAAAAUUCAGCUGCUAAUAAAGAAUUAAAGAAGAAACCCAAAGUAACAGAUAACAAGGAAAGAACACCCAAAAAGAAACCUACUCCAGAACCACCAGUUGUAGAUGAAGCUGGAAGUGGACUGGACAAUGGUGACAUCAAGCUGACCCCAACUCCUGACAUUCCUACUACCCAACGCAAUAAAGUUACCACAUCUCCCAAGAUUACAACCGGCAAACCAAUAAAUCCUAAACCCAGUCUUCCACCUAAUUCUGAUAUAUCCAAAGAGACACCUUCAACACCUAAUAAGGAGCCAACAGUUGAAACUAAAGAGACUUCUUUAACAAACAAAGAGACUUCAAGUGGAACAAAAGAGAAGACUACUUCAACUAAAGAGACAAGAAAUGCAGAGAAAAAACCUCCUAAAGAUUUUUUACCCACAUCCAAAGCUCCUGUUAAAUCUACAUCCGAAGCUGAAACUACAACCAAAUCCCCUGCUUCCACCACCACCAAGGAGACCACUCCCACCACCCUCAAGCCUGUUCCUACUACGCCCAAGAAGCCUACACCCACCACUCCCAAGGAGCCUGUACCCACCACCAUCAAAGAGCCUACACCCACCACCCCCAAGAAGCCUGCACCUACCACUCCCAAGGAGCCUGCACCCACCACCCCCAAGGAUCCUACACCCACCACCCCAAAGGAGCCUACACCCACCACCCCCAAGGAGCCUACACCCACCGUCCCCAAGGAGCCUGCACCCACAGUCCCCAAGGAGCCUGCACCCACUAUGACCAAAGAACCUGCACCCACAGUCCCCAAGGAGCCUACACCUACCACCCCCAAGGAGUCUGCACCCACCACCCCCAAGGAGCCUGCACCCACCACCCCUAGGAAGCCUGCUCCUACCACUCCUAGGGAGCCUAUACCCACUACCACCAAAAAGCCUGCCCCCACAACCCCCAAGGAGCCUACACCCACCACUCCUAAGGAGCCUGCACCCCCUACCACCAAAGAGCCUGCACCCACAGCCCCCAAGGAGCCUACACCCACCCCCAAGGAGCCUGCACCCACUGCUCCCAAAGAGCCCACCCCGAAGGUCCCCAAGGAGCCUGCUCCAGCUUCUCUUGAGACACCUGCUCCAACCAUCUCAGAGGCCUCUACUACAACUACCACCAUGGAGCCUCCCACUACUCCCAAGAAUCCUGCUGAAUCAAUUCCUGAGUUUCCUGCAGAACCCACGCCAAAGGCUGUGAAUAAACCCAAAGAAACCACAGCUGUGCGAAAAGAUACAACCACGAAUCCUAAAGUGUCAACUUCUAAACCCCGAAAGCCAACCAAAGCACCAAAAAGGCCCACUUCUACCAAAAAGCCAAACACAAUACCUAAAGUGAGAAAACCAAAGACUACAGCAACUCCCCCAAAGAUGACUACAUCGACAAUGCCAAAAUUACACCCUACCUCUUCGGUGGAAGCCAUGCCCCAAACUACCACCAGCCCCAGCCAAAGACUUAACUCAGAAAAAGUUGAAGUAAAUCCAAAUAAAGAUGCAGAUAUUGCUGGAGAAAAACCUCACAUGAUCCCCAGGCCCCCUGAUAUAUUGGUGAGAGGAUCCAAUCAAGACCUCGCCAUCAAUCCCAUGCUUUCAGAUGAGACUAAUUUAUGCAACGGUAAGCCAGUAGAUGGACUGACUACUUUGCGCAAUGGAACACUGGUUGCAUUUCGAGGUCAUUAUUUCUGGAUGCUGAGUCCAUUCAAUCCACCAUCUCCACCUCGUAAAAUUACUGAAGUUUGGGGUAUUCCCUCCCCCAUUGAUACUGUUUUUACUAGAUGCAACUGUGAAGGAAAAACUUUCUUCUUUAAGGAUUCCCAGUACUGGCGUUUCACCAAUGAUAUAAAAGAUCCAGGGUACCCCAAACAAAUUGUAAAAGGAUUUGGAGGACUAAAUGGAAAAAUAGUGGCAGCUCUCUCAAUAGCCAAAUACAAGAACAGACCUGAAUCUGUGUAUUUUUUCAAGAGAGGUGGCGGCAUUCAGCAGUAUAUUUAUAAACAGGAACCCAUCAAAAAGUGCCCUGGAAGAAGGCCUGCUAUCAAUUAUUCAGUGUACAGAGAAACAACACAGGUUAGGAGACGUCGCUUUGAACAUGCCAUAGGACCUUCUCAAACACACACCAUCAGAAUUCACUAUUCACCCGUCAGAGUCUCUUACCAAGACAAAGGUUUCCUCCAUAAUGAAGUUAAAAUGAGUUUACAGUGGAGAGGAUUUCCAAGUGUGGUGACUUCAGCUAUCGCACUGCCCAACAUCAGAAAACCGGAAGGCUAUGAUUACUACACCUUUUCUAGGAAUCAAUACUAUAAUGUCGAUGAACCCAGCAGAACAGCAAGAGUCAUUACUACUCGUUCUGGGCGGAGCUUAUCCAAUGUCUGGUACAACUGUCCUUAGACCCACGGGCAAAGGAAGAGUCAACUAAUUAAAUGAAGAAUGAAAAAUUUUGACACUGAAAUAAAUUUUAUUAAUAAAGAAUGUUGAGAGAAGCAUAACAA
Messenger RNA from Callorhinus ursinus (northern fur seal), 3399 nucleotides. NCBI's taxonomy places the organism in Eukaryota, Metazoa, Chordata, Mammalia, Carnivora, Otariidae. The record is from RefSeq and is a predicted model, not a curated record.